CAUUUUUUUUUUCUUUUCCCGAAAGAAGGACCUUAGUUUUUUGUCAAAUAGAAUAGCGGAUCCUGUUUUUUAAAAGUUAUUACUACUGUCUUUUUUGAUAUUUUUGACUACCUUUAACCACUGUUUACUUAGAUUGCUGGAUUUCUGAAAUACUGUUUACUACGUUCCUGAAUUCGUUUUGCUAAAUUGUCUCAUCUGUUUAAAAGCAUUGUACUCGUCCAGCUCCCUCCUCAUUGAAAGCGAUUGUUUUCGCUUUUAUGGGUUUAUUUACUGAGAUACUCUUCUUCAAAAAGCACGAUUAAAUUCUCUUUCUUGUUUUAUGGAUCUAUUACCUAGAAUCUUGUUGUACACUCUUGAAAAGCCCUUUAUUAUCUAAGCUUAAAGUAUUGAUAUCCACUAGUCUUGGUUGACCUUAUCGACUUGGAUUUUGUUUGCUUUUUUAAUCUUUUCUCUCUUUUAUUUCUUGCAAUUCUCAUCGUAUAUCCCCUGUUUGUUUGCAUGCGUUUCUAUUCCCUGUUAUACAUUCAACCUAGAGUCGCCGGUUUAGGGAAGCCGUAUUCAUUUUGUCGCUGCUUCAACACCCAAGCUUCGUUCCAACCUAUCCACAUUGAAACUGCAUGGCAUGAGCUACAGCAGAAUGUUUCUCGCGUUGAGCAUUCCCGUUCCAAACUCAACAUAAACAGCGAUGCUCCCCUAUUUCCUAUCCUUCUUCCACCACCGAACAUCACGGGAAAGUUACAUAUUGGACACGCGCUCACCAUUACCAUUCAAGAUGCUCUAGCAAGAUAUUAUUCCAUGAAUGGCUACAAAGUCUCUUUUCGCCCAGGCACCGAUCAUGCUGGAAUUGCAACUCAGUCUGCAGUGGAAAAAUAUUUGAAUAAAAAAGGAAUUAAAAAAUCUAACCUUACUGAAUCGGAAUUCAUGCUUCAAGUUCGAGAUUGGGAGCAACAGUAUCAAUGUAGAAUUCGAAAACAGCUUGAAGCAUUUGGUGCUUUAUUUGAUUGGAAAAAUGAAUUUUACACAUUAGAUCAAAAAAGAACCAGUUCUGUUUCUAAAGCGUUCAUAGAGUUAUUUGAUUCCGGUUACAUAUAUCGAGCUAAUCGCUUUGUUAAUUGGUGUCCUAAAUUGGCAAGUGCUAUUUCAGAAAUGGAAGUGGAAUCACAAUUGAUUUCCGAUCCUGUAACUAAAUUGAUUAAUGGAGUUGCUGUUGAUUUUGGAUAUAUGUAUCAGAUUGCUUAUCCCUUAGUUGACUCGUGCAACAAGUCCAUCAUUGUUUCGACAACUCGCCCCGAAACAGUUUUCGGGGACCGUGCGAUUGCUGUUAAUCCACAUGACCCAAGAUAUCAACAAUUUAUUGGAAAAUUUGUACGACAUCCACUUCGUCCUGACCUUGUUCUUCCUAUCGUGGAAGAUGAUGCCGUCGAUCCAAAUUUUUAUACAGGCGCUUUAAAGAUUACUCCAAGUCACAGCUCCGUUGAUUAUGAUAUAGCAAAAAGACACAACAUACCGAUGGCUACUAUUUUAGACCCUAAAGGCCGAUUAGUCAAUUGCUCCAAUGAACUAGAUGGAAUGGAUCGUUUAUGUGCGCGCCCUAAAGUAGUCCAAAUGUUAAGAGACACUAAAGCUUUAGUUAAAGAAAUUCCUCACUCUUAUGUUUUAUCUGUCUGUUCACGAACAGGAGAUGUUAUUGAACCUAUUAUGGUUCCUCAGUGGUAUUUGUCCGUAGAUUCUCUUCGAGAACGAGUUUUAAAUUUGACUAAAGAACAAGAUCUAAAGUUUUUCCCUUCCUCGACCAAAGAUGAUUGGUAUCGAUGGCUGGAAAAUAUGCAAGAUUGGUGUCUUUCUCGUCAAAUCCAAUGGGGUCACCGAAUUCCCGUUUGGAAAUAUGAAACCUCUGACGGAGAAAAAUGGGUAGCGGCUGAAUCCCAAGAAGAAGCUGUUCGGAAGUCCAAUGGAGCUUCUGUAGAGCAAGACUCUGAUGUCCUGGAUACUUGGUUCUCUUCUUCUUUACUUCCGUUGUCAUCAUUUGGAUGGCCUUGUGAGAAGAAUGUUUCCGCCUUGCCAUUCAUAGAAAGCGGUAAAGAUAUUAUAUUUUUUUGGAUUGCAAGAAUGGCUUUGAUGUGUUCUUAUUUUACAAACGUUCUUCCCUUCCGAGAAGUUAUCUUGCAUCCUCUCAUCCGGGACUCUGAAGGGAGAAAGAUGUCAAAAUCUUUAGGAAAUGUCAUUGACCCCAUGGAUAUAAUAUACGGUGUUUCCUUUGAGAAGCUUGAAGAAAAGCUUUUAGAAGGAAGCUUUUCAAAGUCAGAGAUGGGGAAAUCCUUGGCUCAUUUGAAAAAGUCUUUUCCAAAUGGUAUCCGUGCCCAGGGUUUAGAUGCUUUGCGUUUCGGUCUUUGUCUUUCUUUGCAUCAUAAUCAAAGAAUUUUAUUAGACAUGGAAAGCUUUUCCAAUUCUUACAAAUUUUUAUCUAAAAUUUGGAACUUAAUGCGGUAUUUCAGUCAAUAUGACUCUUCUUUGAUUAAUAAUGAUGCUCCGAUUGAAGUAUCCGAGAGAUUCCAGAUAAUUAAAGACGCUUUUGAUUAUCGACUACAUCUAACUGUUAAAAGCUGUCGGGAAAACUUUGAGAAUCGUUCUCUAUUUAAGGUUUCAGAGACUUUAGAAAAAUUUCUACUGACCGAUUUGUCAGUUGAAUAUGUUGAUGUUACACGUCUUAUUUUAAAACAUCCUGAAGGUCGAGAUUUAGUUUUGCAACAUUUCCGCGAUAUCAUGAAUGUGUUUUUGCGGUUGGCUCAUCCAGUAAUACCAUGCUUAACAGACGUACUGUGGGAACAUCUGAAUUAUGUACCUAAAGGGCCAUUGCAUAACAUUGACUAUCCUUUCGUGGACGAAGGAAAACUAACUUCUGAAGAGGUAGCUCACGCUAAUGAUGUUGUUAAAGAGACGAUGAAAAUUAUUUAUUAUUUAAGAAGCUUAAAAAUAAAUAGGCAGUUAUCGAAAGCCCCUGAAUUACCUGUGUAUAUAAUUACACGCAAAGGGAGUUUGGACAAGUUCUGCGAAAUGAUCGCAUUAUUGACGGGAUAUCAAAUUAAGAUGCAAUUAAACAAUGAUUUAGGAAAUUCUACGACUACAUUUGUUCAGUUCAUGGUUUCUACUGACACUAUGCUAAUGUUACCAGACAAAAUGAUGCAUCGAAAUCUCCCAAAAUUGGAAAGAAAAAUAAUGGAAUUACAAAAGAAGGUGGAAAAACUUGAUCUUGUAGCUAAGUCUGCUGGUUAUACAAAAGCACCACUGUCAGUCAAAGCAAGAAAUAAACAACAUAGAGAGGAGCUACUUGCAAUGAUUCAAAGUUUAAGUCAAGAAACUUACUGUUAGUAAAAUAAAAUUCUUUUUUUAGUUGUAA
Molecule: messenger RNA, 3397 nt
Organism: Schizosaccharomyces octosporus yFS286
Lineage: Eukaryota; Fungi; Ascomycota; Schizosaccharomycetes; Schizosaccharomycetales; Schizosaccharomycetaceae
Product: valine-tRNA ligase Vrs2/Vas2
Exons: 4
Coding region: 499-3369 (956 amino acids)
Biological process (GO): valyl-tRNA aminoacylation
Cellular component (GO): cytosol
Molecular function (GO): ATP binding; aminoacyl-tRNA deacylase activity; valine-tRNA ligase activity
Source: RefSeq, a predicted model, not a curated record